Molecule: messenger RNA, 6261 nt
Organism: Aspergillus calidoustus
Lineage: Eukaryota; Fungi; Ascomycota; Eurotiomycetes; Eurotiales; Aspergillaceae
Source: the annotation of a GenBank genome assembly
CUAACAGCAGGCUGCGGCUCAGAAAACUCGUUCCCCGUCGCCGACUAACUUGACAACCAACGUCUCCCUUUCAUCUCCCCGACACGCUGCUCAACAUCCACCCACCAGCCCUCGACCAUCGCGUUUAAUCGCGAUAUUAUCCUACGAGCUGGACUAUUCCCAUUGCCGAUCGUGAUUUCCCUCUUUUUCGCCUUUUUUUCGGAGCUUCGCAACGUCGUGGACAGGGUCGCAGGCGCCCUCGUGGCAAGGGCUGCCAGAGGCCUCAUCUGGCCCUCUGCUCGCAACAUCUCUCGUUAAUCGCUGACUCGUGCUUGGAAAAUAACGAAAAAAAGGACUCGAAAGCUGUCUACAAUACUGCUAGGAACUUCUUCUCCGCCUUCGCCGACUGUUUUUGCCUCUUGAUUUCCUCGGUUUUUCGCGCGAUUAUCCAUCAUGUCGAACGUUUACUUUCCGUACUCCAAGGCGCCUUUGCGCACCAUCAAGGAGAUCCAGUUUGGUCUUUUCUCACCCGAGGAGAUCAAGCGGAUGAGUGUGGUACAUGUCGAAUAUCCAGAGACUAUGGACGAUCAAAGACAACGGCCCCGAACCAAAGGUCUGAACGACCCGCGCUUAGGAACUAUCGACCGCCAGUGGAACUGUGAAACAUGUGAGGAGGGACAGAAAGAGUGUCCUGGACACUUCGGACAUAUUGAGCUUGCCACUCCGGUUUUCCAUAUCGGUUUCUUGACCAAAAUCAAGAAAUUGCUCGAGACAGUCUGCCACAACUGUGGAAAGAUCAAAGCCAACACGUCCGAUUCCAAGUUUCUAGAUGCCCUGCGGAUUAGAGACCCGAAAAGACGCUUCGACCACAUCUGGCGACUCUCGAAGGAUGUUCUUAUUUGCGAGGCCGACCCUCCUCCGGAUGACGAUGAGUACGGGAAAGAAAGCUCGAAACCCCUGCGGCUUCACGGUGGAUGUGGCAAUGCGCAACCCACCAUUCGCAAGGAAGGAAUUACACUGGUUGGAACAUGGAAACCUUCCAAAAGUAUGAUGGAUGAGAUGGACAUGCAGCAGCCUGAGAAGAAAACCAUUACUCCUCAGAUCGCUCUGAAUGUCUUUCGCAACAUCUCUCACGAGGAUGUUCGCAUCAUGGGCCUGAGCAAUGACUAUGCUCGUCCCGAGUGGAUGAUCAUUACUGUCUUGCCUGUUCCUCCACCGCCUGUGCGCCCGAGUGUGCUUGUUGGUGGCAGCACGAGCGGCCAGCGUGGUGAGGAUGAUUUGACCUAUAAACUGGCUGAAAUCGUCCGCGCGAACCAAAACGUUCAGCGCUGCGAGCAGGAGGGUGCACCAGAGCACGUUGUGCGCGAGUUCGAGUCUCUCUUGCAGUAUCACAUUGCGACUUACAUGGAUAACGAUAUUGCCGGUCAACCGAAGGCCAUGCAAAAGUCCAACAGACCUGUCAAGGCUAUUCGAAGUCGUCUAAAGGGUAAAGAAGGUCGUCUACGACAAAACCUGAUGGGAAAGCGUGUAGACUUUUCUGCUCGUACCGUCAUUACUGGUGAUCCGAAUCUGUCGCUCGAUGAGGUCGGCGUGCCAAAAAGUAUUGCAAGGACAUUGACUUAUCCCGAAGUUGUGACUCCUUACAAUAUCGAGAAACUGCAGGCGUUGGUCAUGAACGGUCCUACUGAGCAUCCUGGCGCGCGGUACAUUGUCAGAGAUAAUGGUGAGCGCAUUGAUCUUCGUCAUGCAAAGAGGGCAGGAGGACAACAGCUGCUAUACGGCUGGAAGGUUGAACGCCACAUCAUGGAUGGGGACGUCAUUCUUUUCAACCGACAGCCGUCCCUUCACAAGGAAUCCAUGAUGGGUCAUCGUGUCCGAGUGAUGCCUUACUCUACGUUCCGACUCAACCUUUCAGUCACUACCCCUUACAACGCCGAUUUUGAUGGUGAUGAAAUGAACUUGCACGUCCCUCAGAGCGAAGAGUCCCGUGCGGAACUUCUCAACCUUGCUCUAGUGCCACACAACAUCGUCUCGCCUCAGCGAAAUGGUCCACUCAUGGGUAUCGUACAGGAUACUCUGUGCGGUAUCUACAAGAUUUGCAGACGUGAUAUCUUUUUGACCAAGGAACAAGUCAUGAAUGUUAUGAUGUGGGUUCCCGAAUGGGAUGGGGUGAUUCCUCCGCCUGCAAUCCUGAAGCCCAGACCCCGGUGGACUGGUAAACAGAUGAUCAGUAUGGCGCUCCCGUCCGGUCUCAACCUUUUGCGAGUUGAGAAAGAUGGCUCUCCACUUUCAGAGAAGUUUUCUCCUCUGCAUGACGGUGGCCUUCUUAUUCACGGCGGACAGUUGAUGUAUGGAAUGUUCUCCAAGAAGACUGUUGGUGCUAGUGGUGGUGGUGUCAUCCACACUAUUUUCAACGAGUAUGGUCCGCAAACAGCCGUGGCUUUCUUCAACGGCGCGCAGGCCAUUGUCGGCUAUUGGCUGUUGCACAACGGUUUCAGUAUCGGUAUCGGUGAUACUAUUCCCGAUGAAUUGACCAUCCAGCGCAUUGAGAACUGCGUUCGCGCCCGGAAGCAGGAAGUCGAGUCGAUUACCGCUAGCGCCACUGAUAAUACGCUCGAACCCCUGCCUGGUAUGAAUGUGCGUGAGACGUUUGAGAGUAAGGUUUCUCGUGCUCUCAACAAUGCCCGUGAUGAAGCCGGUAGCGAAACCGAGAAGAGCUUGAAGGAUUUGAACAACGCCAUUCAAAUGGCCCGCUCUGGAUCCAAGGGUUCAACCAUUAACAUUUCACAAAUGACUGCUGUUGUUGGUCAGCAGUCCGUCGAGGGUAAACGUAUUCCGUUCGGUUUCAAGUAUCGUACAUUGCCGCACUUCACAAAGGACGAUUACUCCCCCGAGUCUAGAGGUUUCGUUGAGAACUCAUACCUCCGUGGCUUGACCCCAACAGAGUUCUUCUUCCACGCCAUGGCCGGUCGAGAAGGUUUGAUUGAUACUGCUGUCAAGACUGCUGAAACUGGUUAUAUCCAGCGUAAGCUGGUCAAGGCCCUCGAAGAAGUCAUGGUGAAGUAUGACGGUACUGUCCGUAACUCCCUUGGCGAUAUUAUCCAGUUCAUUUACGGAGAGGACGGACUCGACGGUGCGCAUAUCGAAAACCAGCGUGUUGACAUUAUCAAAUGUUCCGACGAAAAGUUCAAGGAAAGGUUCCGUAUUGAUCUUAUGGAUCCUGAGCGAAGCCUGGGACCCGACGUUCUGGAACAGGCGAACGAGAUUGCUGGAGAUGUUGAGGUUCAAAGAUAUCUGGACGAGGAGUGGGAAGCACUGCUCAAGGAUCGGGCUUUCCUCCGCUCCGUUGCAAAGGAAGAUGAAGAGAUGAUGCAGCUUCCUAUCAAUGUGCAACGUAUCCUCGAAAUGGCUAGGUCAACGUUCAGAAUUCGUGAGGGGACGAUUAGUGACCUGCACCCCGCCGAAGUCAUUCCUCAGGUGCAGUCGCUUCUCGACAGGCUUAUGGUUGUCCGUGGCGACGAUGUCAUCUCGAGAGAGGCCCAGGACAACGCAACCCUUCUCUUCAAAGCCCAACUACGCAGUCGUCUCGCAUUCCGAAGACUGGUGACUGAGUAUUCCAUGAACAAACUUGCCUUCCAGCACGUUCUUGGGGCUAUUGAGAGUCGAUUUGCCAAGGCUGGUGCGGCUCCCGGUGAAAUGGUUGGUGUUUUGGCUGCCCAGUCCAUUGGUGAACCCGCCACGCAAAUGACAUUGAACACUUUCCACUUUGCUGGUGUGUCAUCUAAGAACGUCACGCUUGGUGUUCCUCGUUUGAAGGAAAUUCUCAAUGUUGCGACCAACAUCAAGACCCCGUCUAUGACAGUGUACCAAGAACCUGGUAGGACCUACGAUAAGGAGGGAGCCAAGCAACUUCGAAGCGCCGUUGAACACACCAGUCUGCGUUCCGUCACGGAGGCCACCGAAAUCUACUACGAUCCAGACAUCCAGACAACCGUAAUCGAGAACGACCGAGAUAUGGUGGAGUCUUACUUCAUUAUUCCGGAAGAUGUUACGGAUGAUUCAUCUCGCCAAUCCAAGUGGCUGCUUCGUAUCAUUCUUAGCCGGCCUAAGCUUCUCGACAAGGGUCUAACUGUGCAAGACGUUGCUACCAGGAUCAAGCAGGCUUAUCCGAAAGAUAUCGCUGUCAUCUUCAGUGACAACAACGCUGACGAGCAGGUCAUUCGUAUUCGUCAAAUCCAAGAUUACAAGGAUGAUGAGGACGAUGACGAUAUCGAAUACGAUGUCACUUUGAAGAAGCUGGAGCAGCACUUGCUUGAUACUUUGACUCUUCGCGGUGUUAAUGGAGUCGAGCGUGCGUUCAUCAACGAGAAAAGCAAGGUCAGAGUCCUGGAAGACGGCUCCCUCUUCUCCAGCAAGACAGACCCUCUGUGCAAAGAAUGGGUGCUUGAAACCAGCGGCUCUUCUCUUGGUGAGGUUCUGGCUAUUCCUGGGGUUGAUGCUAGCCGAACAUAUUCCAACCAGUUUAUCGAGAUUUUCGAAGUGUUCGGUAUUGAAGCUGCGCGAACGGCUGUCCUUCGUGAGUUGACGCAAGUGUUGGCCUUCGAUGGAUCUUAUGUCAACCAUCGUCAUUUGGCCCUCCUUGUCGAUGUAAUGACUGUGCGAGGCUAUCUGACCCCUGUUACUCGACAUGGUAUCAACCGCGCUGACAACGGUGCCCUUAUGCGUUGUUCGUUCGAAGAGACUGUGGAGAUUCUGCUUGAGGCUGCGGCGUUCGGAGAGCUGGACGACUGCCGUGGUGUGUCAGAGAACCUGAUCCUGGGUCAAAUGGCUCCUGCGGGUACUGGAGAGUUCGACAUCUACCUUGACCAGGGCAUGUUGAACACCGUUGUUUCAAACAAUGCUCGCUAUGGAGUGAUGGGUGCCUUGGGUGCCAAAGACGCUAUCAUUUCCGAUGGAGCUGCUACGCAGUACGACACUGGCUCGCCAAUGCAGGAAAGUGCAUACAUUGGUACCCCUGAUCCUGACUCGAACUUCUCACCUAUCCGCCAGGCGGGUGCCGAAACUCCAGGUGGCUUCACUGAGUACCAACCUACUGGCGGCUUCGGCGGUGGGUUCAGUCCUGCCGCCACGAGUCCCGCUGGAUAUUCCCCAAGCAGCCCCUUCAGUGCCAAUCCUACCUCGCCUGGUUAUUCCCCAACUUCCAGCUAUUCUCCCACGUCUCCUGGUAUGGGUAUAACAAGUCCCCGCUUCAUGACUUCUCCGGGAUUCUCCCCCGCCAGUCCAUCAUUUGCGCCGACAUCACCGGCCUACUCGCCCACAUCUCCCGCAUAUGGACAGGCUUCUCCGACAUCCCCGUCGUACUCCCCAACAUCUCCCGGGUUUUCGCCGACGUCGCCAAACUACAGUCCCACAUCGCCGAGCUUCAGUCCCGCUUCACCCGCCUUCAGCCCAACAUCGCCAAGCUACAGCCCUACCAGUCCGGCUCUUGGCGGCGCGCGACACCUGUCUCCUACUUCGCCAACCUCUCCCAAAUAUACGCCUACGUCUCCUGGGUGGUCUCCCACAAGUCCCCAGACGUACUCUCCUACAUCUCCCAACUUUGCCGGCUCGCCGACCUCGCCUGGAGGCCCUACUUCUCCUGGCUAUAGCCCGACGUCGCCGGCCUUCAGUCCCACUUCACCACGCCAGUGAAAUUGAACCACCUAUGCUUGGGCUCGUCCUGGCCUCCGUUGUAUUCUUGUACUAUCACUUUCGCAUAAAGAACCCGUCGAAACAAGAAAAGAAAUCAUAUUGCAUAUUCGCCACAGACUUGGUUGGUUAUAUUACUCGCAAUUUGGGCAUGCCUAGCCCGUUUCAACCUUCUCCGUUACUAUUAUCUUUCGUCCUCCUUCUUAAUGUAUGUGAAUUACCUCACGCCCUAACCUGAGCCUGUCGAUGUUAUUCCAAGCCUCUGAGCCAGCCUGCCGAAAUUGCGAACAAAUUCCUACGGGUUGGUGAUGCGUUACGUUUCUCUCUGCAAGCGAUUGUUUCUCUUUUUAAUUUUUAGAGCUCAAGAUCCCUGGGAUCCAUUUUCAGUUCCGCUCGAUGUGAGAGACUGGAAUGUGAUCGUCCCUUUUACUGAUGUUCCCUCGGUUUGCAUGGAGACGAUUGCUAGUUUUGCUUGCGAUCGGAGUUUUCUUUUUAUCCUGUAUACAUUUUUAGAAUAUAAGUUAUGGGGCAGGAGGGAGGGGAUAAAAUUUUGUGAAAAAACUUGAAAAAUGAAAGUUCUUAUGAUGACAUUGG